GCUCAGGACAGCGGUAAAUCACUUCCUUGGAGCUGGUCCUCUUGAAUGCUGGCCGCACACCAGUGCUGGGAGCGGGUGCUUUCUAGAAGUGCCGGGAGUCCCGUUCCUCCUGGGUAGCGUGGCCCGCUUGCCCUUGACAUCAGGAAGAGCUCAGGUGACGGCCACUUCCCCGCAACUCAGGGAGAGGCAGCAUGAGCCGGGCAAGGCACGUGGGCAAGAUCCAGAAACGCCUGGAGGAUGUCAAGAGCCAGUGGGUCCGGCCGGCCAGAGCUGACUUUAGCGACAAUGAGAGUGCCCGGCUGGCCACAGAUGCCCUUUUGGAUGGGGGUCCUGAGGCCUACUGGCAGGUGCUCAGCCAGGAAGGUGAGGUGGACUUCUUGUCCUCAGUGGAGGCCCAGUACAUCCAGGCCCAGGCGAAGGACCCCCCCUGUACCCCCGAGCUCCCGGGAGGGGCCGAGGCAGGCUCCAAGGGACUGGACUCCUGCUCCCUGCAAUCAGGUACCUACUUCCCCGUGGCCUCGGAGGGCAGCGAGCCGGCCCUGCUGCACACCUGGGCCUCGGCCGAGAAGCCCUACCUGAAGGAAAAGUCCAGCGCCACCGUGUACUUCCAGACGGACAAGCACAACAACCUCAGGGACCUGGUCCGCCGCUGCAUCACCCGGACCAGCCAGGUCCUGGCCAUCCUGAUGGAUGUGUUCACGGAUGUGGAGAUCUUCUGUGACAUUCUGGAGGCGGCCAACAAGCGCGGGGUGUUUGUCUGUGUGCUCCUGGACCAGGGAGGCGUGCAGCUCUUCCAGGAGAUGUGUGACAAAGCCCAGGUCUCUGACAGUCACCUCAAGAACAUCUCCAUCCGGAGCGUGGAAGGAGAGGUGUACUGUGCCAAAUCGGGCAGGAAGUUCGCCGGCCAAAUCCAGGAGAAGUUCAUCAUCUCUGACUGGAGAUACGUCCUGUGUGGAUCGUACAGUUUCUCCUGGCUCUGCGGACAUGUGCACCGGAACAUCCUCUCCAAGUUCACGGGCCAGGCGGUGGAGCCAUUUGACGAGGAGUUCCGGCACCUGUACGCCUCCUCCAAGCCCGUGAUGGGCCUCAAGUCGCCCAGGCUGGCUGCACUGCUCCAGCCCAGAGCAGGCCCCAGCCCCCCGCCCGGCCGCCUCAGCGGCAGCAGCAGCAGCUCUACCAGUGACCGCACAUCCUCCAACCCCUUCAGCAGCCAGUCGACGGGCAGCAACCCCCAGAACCAGAGUCUGUCCACAUCCUCGGGGCCCGGCAGCCCCCUGGCCCCAAACCCACCUCCAGCUCCCAGGUUCCAGUCCCAUCACGCCCCUUGGGGGGCCCCGCAGGCCCACUUCGCGAGGCCCCACGACAGCCUGCCUGCUCCUUACAGCAACCUCAACGCCUACAGGUCCACGCGGCUGCAGCUCGAGCAGCUUGGCCUGGUGCCCAGGAUGGCCCACCCCUUGAGGCCCUUUCUCCAGGCCUUGCCUCAUUUCUGAGGGGUCUCUUCCUCCAAAGGACCUCCUCAGGGCCAAGGCUGGGGCAUUCGUGGAGUUUCUGCCUCCAGGAGCCCACUUGAACAACUAGAAGCUUUGAGCCUGCUUCCCUUUGAACUAAAGGCGCUUGGACAAGACUUGCCAGCGUUUGGUCCCAGGCCUGAGAGCAUUCACCCUGCAGACCCUCUCCUUUUCCUGCCUUCCCGGCUCUAGUAUGGCCUAUGCAGCGCAUUCUAGAAGGUUCUGGGAAGGUGGGGGGCAGGGGGCUAGAGGACAAAAUCAUGAAAAUAGAGCCCCUUUCUUCCAAA
This is a messenger RNA of Phacochoerus africanus (Common warthog), 1798 nucleotides long. RefSeq names its product family with sequence similarity 83 member A (gene SACK1A). Gene Ontology annotation, biological process: epidermal growth factor receptor signaling pathway. The coding region runs from base 192 to 1493 and encodes 433 amino acids. Lineage: Eukaryota; Metazoa; Chordata; Mammalia; Artiodactyla; Suidae. The transcript is spliced from 4 exons. The record is from RefSeq and is a predicted model, not a curated record.